Messenger RNA from Symphalangus syndactylus (siamang), 645 nucleotides. RefSeq names its product prostate and testis expressed 4 (gene PATE4). NCBI's taxonomy places the organism in Eukaryota, Metazoa, Chordata, Mammalia, Primates, Hylobatidae. The record is from RefSeq and is a predicted model, not a curated record.
AUGGGGGCUGGCCCAGAGCCUGAAGCCAUGGAGAACAGCCUGAUACUAGGGUUCACGGGGAGAUGUUUGCCUAAUGAGGAGGAAUCUAGAGAAGCAGUCUGGCUACAGCUGCUUUGCCAUGCUGUGGUGAAUUCCGUCCAGUCCGAACCUCUCAUUCUUCUUAGUACUGUCAGAGGAAAAUCGCCUAAACAUCUAAGCUUUAUAAAGCAAGCUAGUGGCUGUCCUUUCCAAUACCUCACUCAGCACACCUUCUGUCACCCGAACAAGCAUCCAAUAAGGAAAAUGAACACACUGCUCCUUGUCAGCUUAUCUCUUCUCUACCUCAAAGAGGUUAUGGGUCUGAAGUGUAAUACCUGCAUAUACACAGAAGGAUGGAAGUGUAUGGCAGGCCGAGGCACUUGCAUUGCAAAAGAAAAUGAGUUAUGUUCAACAACAGCCUAUUUCAGGGGAGACAAACAUAUGUACUCAACACAUACGUGUAAGUAUAAGUGCCGGGAAGAGGAGUCCUCCAAAAGAGGCCUGUUGAGAGUGACACUGUGCUGUGAUAGAAACUUCUGUAACGUCUUCUAAUGGAGCUUAGAAACUUGCAGAGGAUCAUCUGAUCAAGAUCUAGAAUCAAGACCAACCAAUAUGAACUGUUUUAUU